CGUACAUAAAUAAAGUUUCUUGGGGAAAAAAAAAAAAAAAGUUGGCAACUGGCGCUAAAUUUGUGUUAGCCGUACCUAGUUCCGUUCAACACGCCGUUGCGUGCGGCUGGGGGCGAUUGUUUCUCCCAUUCUAGGCAACAAACUGCAGUACCCGUUUGUCAAAUUCAACCGGAAAGAUGACGAGCAGAAAUGAUGUGCUGAGAGAAAAAUCUAAGGAAACGACAGAUUCCCAGGAUAAGGAAAACGUUCCACCUCCCAAUCGAAAACCUGUUGCAAAGGAAAAGGAGGUUCAUCAGACUCAUUCUUUUGAGUGGCGCUGGAGCCACAAGAAGCAGUUCACUAAAAGUACCUGCAAUCGGACACAAACCAUUGAAGACUGUCUGGAAAAAAGUCCACAGUUCAGAGAAGUUGCAGAAAAACAAAAGGACAAAGAGCUUGUUAUUAUAAGAGAUGGGAAAGUGAUCACUUCACACUUUCCUUGCAGUUUGAUUAAAAAUGAACGUCUAAUUCUGAAGUUUGUGAAAGCUGUAGACAAGCCAAAGAAACAGUUUAGUGGCUCUGGUUAUCUCAGACCAUCCAGCAAGCUUGUGAUGUUUCAUGUGUUGGCGAGGGGAGGAAAAAACAUCGUCAUGAUCUUGAAAAAUCCAGCACUAAGAAAAUUGCGUGAAAUUACUGUUUAUGCAUUCAAGGGGGAAAAACUGAAGCAAGCUCUGCGAAGAGAUGGUCGUUUUCUCAAUACCGUAUUUAAAAAGAACUGCGCGCUUUCUCACACCAACACUGACGUAAACACAGAGAUGAGCAAUCUGGUCGACGAUCUCGAUGGUAAAACGUUUGAGAUCAAAUUGCUCAACAAGUCUGAUCCACCAGAAAGUCAGCCGGGCAGUCUUGAUGAUUACGUGCCGCUGAGUGAAUCUCCGGCAAGUGAUGCUGGUAGGAAUGAGGUGCUUUUACAGCAGCCAAACACAGCUGAGCCAGAGAACGACAACAAACCAGAAAAGAAUCUCGAGCUGUGUGGAAAUACGGCUCCAGAAAUAAUACCUGGUUCAAAACAGUUGUGGAAUGAUUUAGAUUCACAGUUGAAAGAUUCAAUAAAAGGCAGGAAAACUCAAGUUCCUAAGCUUUCUCGUAUCCAGAAUCUUUUGCGUCUGGAGUUUGGGAGCAAUGCUCAAAGAUGCCAAGAUGUGAAAACGAUGAAGAAACUCAUGGUGCUCAGUAACUCUGUUUGUCAGGUGAGAAUAAAUGGGAAACCACGUGGAAGUGGUUUCCUCCUGUUUGGCAGAUUUGUCCUCACAAAUGCCCAUGUUAUCAGAAAUGAUAACGGUUGGCUUUCUGAGGGGAUUGCUGUAAUUUUCUCAUAUGAAAGUCUGGAGCAGAAUGAUGGCCUUGUAGACGUGGAAGAGGUUGUUGGCUAUGAUUACUGUCCUGGGGCUGACUGGGCUUUGUUACGGCUCAGUGCUGAGCCCACAUUGCCUGAUGGUCUUUUAAUACACUGUGGAUUCGAUUGUCACAGUGGUGGAAUUUGCAUUAUCGGGCAUCCGAAUGGCGGAGUGAAAAAAAUCGAUCCCUGUUUGAUUGUUUCAGCUGAGAACCGCAGUCAGGCUGUGGAGAGACACCGUAGGGAUAAUCCAGAGGCCGUUCAGUUCGUUACUCAUCGUUUCUUUGAAAGCAGACACAUUCUGACUUAUCAGUGUUCUUCGUAUUCUGGCUCCUCCGGCUCUCCUGUCUUUAACGAGGACGGUAAUGUUGUUGCAGUGCAUACAGCGGGGUUUCCCUACAACAGUGCGAAGGGUCAAACCCAGAGUGUCAUAGAGUAUGGUUGGCCUUUUUCUGACAUCAUUAAACGCGUCAUUAUCCAGAUGGUGGAGAGGGAAAAGUUUGACGUAUUGAAGGAAUACCUCGCGUGCGAAUACGUUCGACGGGAAGACAUUUUGGUUGGUGUGAAAAAGCUCGUUGAGUGCAAAAAUCUCACAGCAUUUAAAAAUGCAGUCAACAAUUCAGAGGCUGUAGAUGACAAGAGUUUGAAGGCUUUCUUUAAAUUCUUCUCUCCUGAGCCGAUGGAAACUGACUGAGCAUGUGCAGAAGGCUAACUGCUCACAGAAGAUAAAGUGAGAGCUGUCUGAGCAGUAAAAGCAGCCGCCUGUUUUAAGAAAUCGCUUAAAACAAAGUUUUCUCUAUACUUUUUGCUUACAUAAAAUUAUAGAUAAGUUUUUGUUAAUCAACUGAUCCAUCAUGUACCAUAAGUACUGCAUGUAUUCUGAAUUCUGUGCUUUUAAAGUGCAAAUAUACCAACUUUCCAAAUCUGUCCUGUUAAAUAUGAAGAAACUAAUGAUAUGGAUGUGAUCAUGUAAGAUGUUACUGCUACUAUUGCAUUGCUAUUGCUUGCUUUGUUUUUUCUUUGUUACAUUUACACAGUAAAUGUUGAGAAUCUUGAAUUUCAACUUCCUGCUUUUUUUUGCAUGUUUGCUUUUAUACUUAAACUCAA
Messenger RNA from Archocentrus centrarchus (flier cichlid), 2482 nucleotides. Its product is annotated as protein FAM111A-like. The coding region runs from base 177 to 2069 and encodes 630 amino acids. The record is from RefSeq and is a predicted model, not a curated record. Gene Ontology annotation, biological process: DNA replication; proteolysis. NCBI's taxonomy places the organism in Eukaryota, Metazoa, Chordata, Actinopteri, Cichliformes, Cichlidae. Gene Ontology annotation, cellular component: nucleus; chromatin. The transcript has 4 exons. Gene Ontology annotation, molecular function: serine-type peptidase activity.